CUCUCUCUCUCUCUCUCUCUCCCAGUUUUCCCUACUCCCGAUUCAUAAUCAUGAAUGAAUUCGAAGGGAUCUGUUUGCCCGUUUUAUUCUUUACAAUAUACACACCUGACCCAGAUUGCUAAUUUUUUUUUUCGGAAUGAAAAUUAGACGUGUAGGCCGUCUUCUUGUUUUAAAUUUGUGCCAAUUUGAUUAUGAUCUCCGCAGUUGAAGGUUUUAGUUCAUUUGGUCAAUUCUGGCUUUUAUCUGAAUAUGAUGACAUAACAGUUUUGCAAGGAAAAUUUUUCGUUUUUGCGAAUUCAUUACCAGCUGUCUGCACUAUAUUUGAGCUCUGGGAGGGCAUUUCACGGGCCGUGUGAUCACAUUCUUGUUUCUUCUUUUCAGUUUUGAGAAAGAAAAGCAUUUAGUUGCAAACAGCUCUUAUUUCUCAACUCGUUUAUCAGAUACGUUUUAAAAAUUUGUAAUCAUUUUAGAAACAGCAAUAUCAAGUUUUAUUUCUUGUUCCUCCAUUGUUUCAUCUUUUUCUUUUCUUUUUUACUUAUAAAAUGCCUAAUUGUAAAUAAUCAUAUAAAAUUUGGGUAUUUAAUCUUUUAAAAAAUAACUUUCAUAUUAGUUCAUAGAACAUGGGACAAGAAGUGGUCACCAAACCUCUUUCUACUUGUUUUUUAAAAUAAAAAAAGAAGUGCAAAAAGACAAGAACCAGUUACUAAAGCUAGUUCGAUUUCUCCUUUUUAAAAAAGAGUAAACAGAAACAACAGAUGAGAAACAUGAUUUGUGAAUCAAGAAGUAAGGGUGUUACCAGACGGGCUCUUGGUGACUUAGGCAUGUUCUUCUUGGGAUAAAAUUGAAAAUGUUUGUACUUGUAAUCUUUGAACACUCAUUUGGCAUGGUUUUAUGGCUUCCUCAUUGCUUCACAUUCCUAAGACAAAAAAUGAAGAGUACUGAAUCUUUUAAAGUUAUUUAUUUUAUUCAUAAGUUUUGCCCCAUUCUCAUUCUCGUUUGCUGAUUUCUAAAGCUCAAGCCAGGGUAUUAACUUGAACUCAAGAAGUUAAAUGAGAUAUGAUGUCUGAAGAUACUGGUCCGUUGUUGGUCGUGUAUGAUGAUCCUUCUGACCAACAGUCCUUGUCUUUAGACGAAACCGGCAGCACGGAGGAGUCACCUGAUGAAACCAGGCUGUCCCUGGAUUCAAGUAAUGAUGCAACUCCAUAUAUAGGGCAAAGAUUUCCUACUCAUGACUCUGCUUAUGAGUUUUAUAGUGAAUUUGCUAAGAGAUGUGGCUUCUCGAUCCGAAGACACCGAACAGAGGGAAAAGAUGGGAUUGGGAAAGGCCUCACAAGGCGGUAUUUUGUUUGCCAUCGUGCUGGUAGCACACCUAUUAAGACACCAAACGAAAAUAAGCCUCAGAGAAAUAGAAAAUCCUCUCGGUGUGGAUGUCAAGCUUAUAUGAGGAUAAGCAAAACAUUGGAACUAGGACCACCAGAGUGGCGUGUCACUGGUUUUGCAAACCACCAUAAUCAUGAACUAUUAGAACCAAACCAAGUCCGUUUCCUUCCAGCAUAUCGAACAAUUUCUGAGAUUGACAAGGGUCGAAUUCUUAUGUAUGCCAAAUCAGGAAUUUCUGUGCAGCAAAUGAUGAGGCUCAUGGAGCUGGAGAAAGGUGUAGAGCCAGGAUAUUUGCCAUUCACUGAGAAGGAUGUAAGAAAUCUACUUCAAUCAUUUAGAAAAUUAGAUCAUGAAGAAGAGAGCAUUGACUUAUUGCGGAUGUGCAGAAACAUUAAAGAGAAAGAUCCGAAUUUCAAAUUUGAGUAUGUGAUCGACUCAAACAACAGGUUAGAGAACAUUGCCUGGUCAUAUGCAUCAUCCAUUCAGGCAUAUGACACAUUUGGUGAUGCAGUGGUCUUCGAUACCACACAUCGAUUGACAGCAUUUGACAUGCCACUUGGGAUAUGGGUUGGAAUUAAUAACUAUGGCAUGCCUUGCUUCUUAAGUUGUGUACUUCUUCGGGAGGAGAAUUUGAGAUCGAUUACAUGGGCUUUGAAGGCAUUCAUGGGAUUCAUGAAUGGGAAAGCUCCACAGACAAUAUUAACGGACCAGAAUGUGUGUCUCAAAGAUGCAAUAGCGAUGGAACUGCCUACUACUAAGCAUGCACUUUGUAUUUGGAUGAUUGUGGCAAAGUUUCCAUCAUGGUUUAAUGCUAUUCUUGGAGAACGUUACAAUGAGUGGAAAAGUGAAUUCUGUCGACUCUAUAAUCUGGAGUCAAUUGAGGAUUUUGAGAUAGGGUGGAGGGACAUGGUAAAUUCCUUUGGUCUGCAUACUAAUAGGCACAUUGCCAACUUGUACAGUUUGCGAUCUCUUUGGGCAUUACCAUUCUUGAGAAGCCAUUUCUUUGCUGGAAUGGCAACUAUUGGCCAGUCAAAAGCAAUCAAUGCUUUUAUUCAGCGAUUUUUAAGUGCACAGACCCGACUUGCUCAGUUUAUUGAACAGGUAGCUGUUGUUGUGGAUUUCAAAGACCAAGCUGGAGAACAACAAACAAUGCAACAAAAUCUUCAAAAUAUCAGCCUCAAAACAGGCGCUCCAAUGGAAUCGCAUGCUGCCACCAUCCUUACUCCUUUUGCCUUCUCGAAGCUCCAAGAACAACUAGUGUUGGCAGCCCAUUAUGCAUCUUUUCAAAUGGAUGAUGGAUUUCUUGUGAGACAUCAUACGAAAACUGAUGGAGGUCGGAAGGUGUAUUGGGUACCUCGGGAAGGCAUCAUAAGUUGCAGCUGCCACCAGUUUGAGUUCUCAGGAAUUCUUUGCCGUCACGCUCUUCGAGUCCUAUCGACUGGGAACUGUUUCCAGAUACCCGAUAGCUAUCUUCCCAUACGAUGGAGAAGGAUAAGCAUGCCCUCAGCGAAGCUUCUUCCAAGUACUACAAACGAUCAUGCUGAAAGGAUUCAGUUGUUGCAAAGCAUGGUGACAAAUCUUGUUACUGAAUCUGCAAAAUCCCGGGAGAGGCUUGAUAUCGCAACUGAACAAGUGUCUCUCCUCUUAUCCCGUGUUAGGGAACAUCCCACGUCAUUGCCAGGUUCAAGGGAUGUUUCUACCAUACACAGGAACUUGUAACUUAUGUUGUAAACAAAAAUUAGGAAAUUGAGUUAAGGGAACAUUCUGCAUGGAGCGAGCCCAAUUUCGAUUGCUGAUCUGGUUCAGAGAGAGAAUUAGGUAAAAGAGUGAUCAUUUCAAAGGCCAAAGAGCUUAGUUUCAUAUCUCAUUAGGCGUAGAAUAUAUAUAUAUUGAUGUUACAAAUGAAAAAGGUGUCGUGUUAUAAAUACUUGCUUGAGAAGGAUUAUUAACCUUCUCCACAAUUCUGUAAUGUAAAAUAGUUGACCUAAGCGUGCUCUCCUGUGUAUGCAUUUCCUUCGGUUCUAAUUCUUAAUUUACAAAUUUGCCUCA
Molecule: messenger RNA, 3429 nt
Organism: Cucumis sativus (cucumber)
Lineage: Eukaryota; Viridiplantae; Streptophyta; Magnoliopsida; Cucurbitales; Cucurbitaceae
Product: protein FAR1-RELATED SEQUENCE 11-like
Exons: 3
Coding region: 1057-3099 (680 amino acids)
Biological process (GO): regulation of DNA-templated transcription
Molecular function (GO): zinc ion binding
Source: RefSeq, a predicted model, not a curated record